AUGCCGAAGAAAAGGGCAAAGGAGAAGGUAAACCUAGGGACAACCUCCUUCAAGGAAGCGGCGAAGGGCGGCGGAAGGGUGGCCAUAGUGUCAUCCGGCCAUCCGGAGCCAUCCUUGACGGAGGACCAGGCGGACCUCAUAAAGAACGCACUGGUGGACAAGAUGUUCGGGCGUGACGAGAAGGGCCAGUACCCGAACUUCCAGGGACACCGAUUCGAGCAAGGGCUUCUGUGGGUCAGAUGCACUGAUGCCCAGUCGAAGGAGUGGCUCAUGCGCGUGGCGAGCGCACUAGCACCCUGGGAAGGGACCUCCCUUGCCCUUAUGGACAAGGAUGAGCUCCCCAGGCUGUCCAGGGUGACGGCUUUUCUCCCGGAGAAACCGGCGGGAGGGGCUGCUGCACUGGAUAGGCUGGCUGAGCGGAACCAGGGCAUCUCCACUAGAAAGUGGAGAAUCUGGGACUGCAACGAAGGGAAAGGAGGCGUCAACCUGGUUGCAGGAGUGGACUCCAAGUCCCCGGAAAGGCUCAGGGAGUUAAAGAUGGCUCUCUUCCUGGGGAGACCUGACCCAGACCUGGGCCAGGUAACGGUCGCCUCGAGCAGCGUGGGAGGGGCACCUGCAGACUCAGCAGGGGCUCCGGCGGCUGACGAGGCGGAGAUCCCCAAGGGCAUAGUGGGGGACGGUUGCGGGAGUGCUGCCGACAGCGGGCCUCGUUCGAAGGUCCCCCAUCCACCCGAGGAUGAGGUGACGCCCUAG
This is a messenger RNA of Fopius arisanus, 753 nucleotides long. RefSeq lists its product as uncharacterized. The record is from RefSeq and is a predicted model, not a curated record. Bases 1 to 753 code for a protein of 250 amino acids. NCBI's taxonomy places the organism in Eukaryota, Metazoa, Arthropoda, Insecta, Hymenoptera, Braconidae. The transcript has a single exon.